Cyphellophora europaea CBS 101466 is the source of this 1113-nucleotide messenger RNA. RefSeq lists its product as uncharacterized. The record is from RefSeq and is a predicted model, not a curated record. Bases 1 to 1113 code for a protein of 370 amino acids. Gene Ontology annotation, cellular component: Golgi apparatus. Lineage: Eukaryota; Fungi; Ascomycota; Eurotiomycetes; Chaetothyriales; Cyphellophoraceae. Gene Ontology annotation, molecular function: antiporter activity. The transcript has 2 exons.
AUGGCAACAAGAUUGUCAUCGUCGUAUCACGACGACUCCGAAAUCAAUACCAACUUCGACGUCGAUGACAGGGAGCAAGCCGGUCUACUCGCCCAAGACGUUGAAAAAGGCCAAGAAGCCAUCACCCCUCCUUCACAGCAUCACGAAGACACGGUCUCGACAAACAAGAAACUCGUGUACCUUUUUGGAUACUUCCUCUGCAAUAUCGGCCUCACUCUCUACAACAAAGCCAUCCUCGGAUCGUUCAAGUUCCCAUGGCUACUCACAGCCCUCCACGCCGGGUGCUCCUCCAUAGGAUGCAGCGUCAUGCUCCAGCUCGGCUACUUCCAUGCGACUAAGCUUACGCGACGCGAGAACCUGGCCCUCUUCGCCUUCUCCUUACUCUUCACCAUCAACAUCGCAAUCUCCAAUGUCUCUCUCGCCAUGGUGUCGGUACCUUUUCACCAGGUGGUUCGCGCCACGACGCCCCUCUUCACGACCUUGCUCUUCCGCAUAAUGUUUAAUCGCACCUUCAAUACCGCAACCUACCUAUCUCUCCUCCCGAUUGUUCUCGGAGUCACUCUUGCUGUCUAUGGCGACGACUUCCGCUACACCGAUAUGGGCUUCAUCCUGACCUUCCUGGGCGUCAUUCUUGCCGCCUUCAAGACCAUAGUGACGAAUCGAAUGAUGACCGGCUCGCUAGCGCUGUCCUUUUGGGAAAUCCUGCUCCGUAUGUCACCUCUGGCAUUCGUCCAAUCUAUCAUGUAUGCAUACUUCACGGGAGAGUUAAACGCCUUCAACAUUUUCCUACGCACCGAACUUUUCGCCGAACACUCUCCAGUCCAUACCACACCGUUAGGCUUUAUGUGCGUCAUGUUGGGCAAUGGCUUCCUCGCCUUUGCGCUCAAUGUCAGCAGCUUCUCCACGAACAAGGUCGCUGGUGCGUUGACCAUGACUGUUUGCGCGAAUAUCAAGCAGUGUCUGACAAUUGUCCUGGGUAUCUUGCUGUUCAACGUGCGGCUCAAUGUGAUGAACAUGCUGGGCAUCGUUGUCACUGUCGCUGGCGGCAUUCUGUACUCGUUCGUCGAACUGGACAGCAAAAAGAAGAAAGCGCUGCAACAGCCCAAGCGGUGA